GAAAUGGCCACACGCUAUUUGUUGGAUAUAUUUCCCAAAGCCGGUGAGAAGAGCUCACAUUCCUCAAACUUAAGAUAAAACGCACACGCAUAUCACAUGUAAAAGGAACCAUUACAUACAUAUCCGUACAUACAUACGCCGCCGCGUUGGAGGAGAACAACGGAACGGCUCGACAUCCAGGCGAAGUUUCCGAGUUCCUCCGGAAAAGAGAUCCUUUUCCGGUGGCGUUUUUGCCGUGUCAAGCGGUUUAUUCAGAUUGAGGGAUAGUAAUUGCAAUCGAAAAAUGAAGAGGCGUACCGCAAAAGGCGCUGCUUCGACCUUUGCCCCGCCGGCGCCGGCCGGAAUCGGUGGCGGUAGUCAAAAGAAGGCGGAGAAAUUCGAGCGGCGUCUGUUGAAAUACGACGAGCUGCCGGAGUAUUUGAAGGAUAACGAAUUUAUAAGGGAUUAUUACAGAUGCGAAUGGCCUUUGAAAGAUGCAACCCUCAGCCUAUUUUGUUUGCACAAUGAGACUCUCAAUAUUUGGACAUUGAAUCUGGAUUAUUUGGCAUCUGAUUGGUUUUCUAAUAUUUUUGGGGCUGACGGUGAUGAGCUUGACGGGAAAGAUGACCUUGGAACAUUGGAUCUCCAUUUUUUUCGGGGAGGGUAAAGAUGGAUGGCUGAAGACGAAAAUGAUGAACCAAUCUAACGGCUGCAGCGCUUUCUUUCCGGAUUCGUACUCGAGCAUCACCACACCCCUUCCAAUAUGGCCGUGGUUGGUGUUCCUGACGGGCGCCAUGUGUUGCCUAGCGACGAGCGCAGUCUCCCACCUGCUGUCGUGCCACUCGAUCGGCUUCUGCUACCUCUUGUGGCGGCUCGACUAUGCCGGCAUCUCCCUUAUGAUAGUCUCCUCCUUCUUUGCCCCCGUCUACUACGUCUUCUACGACAACCCCAUCUUUCUCCUCCUUUACCUCUCCUCCAUCGCCAUCCUCGGCGUGCUCGCCACGGCCGCCCUCCUUGCCCCAGCCCUCUCCACCGCCCGAUUCAGACCCCUCCGCGCGGCCCUCUUUCUCUGCAUGGGAUUCUCCGGGGUGGUCCCCGCAGCCCAUGCGGCACUCCUACACUGGGGCACACACCCACAUGUCCGGGCCUCGCUCGCCUACGAGGCCCUCAUGGGGGUUUUGUACGGUUUGGGGGCCACCUUUUACGUGGCGAGGGUACCAGAGAGGUGGAGGCCAGGGGCGUUUGACGUCGUGGGACAUAGCCACCAGAUUUUUCAUGUGUUUGUGGUGGCGGCUGCACUCGUGCACUGCGCUGCGACUCUCACUAUUAUGGAGUGGCGUCGCGGUUUGCUUGGCGCGUGACAGGGCUAUUAUGGAGAUGUCACGUUUUCAAAAAAAUUUGGUAUAAUUUUUAGGGGUGACAAACCAUUUGAAGCAAGAGAUUAGAGUUGAUUAUGCAGAAGCACAAAUAGAAUUUGAAUGGGAGAUGAAGCGUGUAUACUUACGAAAUUGAUGUAUAUGGGAAAGUUACCUGAAUUUGAUAUUUUUAGUUCUUAUCAUAUAAACUAAUUCAGAAAAAUUAAAAAUGAAGAUUACGAUUGCACUUGAUGUGAAUUGUAUGCAAGUUGCUC
Molecule: messenger RNA, 1609 nt
Organism: Striga asiatica
Lineage: Eukaryota; Viridiplantae; Streptophyta; Magnoliopsida; Lamiales; Orobanchaceae
Source: the annotation of a GenBank genome assembly